Molecule: messenger RNA, 2307 nt
Organism: Perca fluviatilis (European perch)
Lineage: Eukaryota; Metazoa; Chordata; Actinopteri; Perciformes; Percidae
Gene: mpnd
Product: MPN domain containing
Exons: 13
Coding region: 174-1538 (454 amino acids)
Biological process (GO): double-strand break repair
Cellular component (GO): BRISC complex; BRCA1-A complex
Molecular function (GO): polyubiquitin modification-dependent protein binding; metallopeptidase activity
Source: RefSeq, a predicted model, not a curated record
CAGACGCCUUCAUUUUAUGUUUUUGAAUAAUAGCCGGAGCUAGUGUGGCGAAGUGUAGGCUAUCUGUAAAAUCUCCCCGGAGCAGCUCAACCCACGCACAGCUUCAAGUGCCCGGAAAAGAAGCAGCUUUGACCGAGUUGGAUUUAAAGGCGCUCUCCGACGCUUUCAGAGAUAUGGGCUCAGAGCCACCCAGCUCUCCACAGGUGGUGGAGGAUGGAGGAGAGGAGGAUGAGGAGGAGCUGAGUGGAGGGGAGGAGGCAGACCUGCGGUCCAGUUCCGGCCGGGGCUCCCUGCUGACCCGGAGAGGCAUCACCCUGAGAGUGCUACUCAAGGAUGGCCUGGUGGAGCCGGGGGAUGGCGUGCUAGCAAUCCACUACCUGGGUAAGAACUUUAUAGGAGACCUGUUGAAUGAUGGGAAAAUCAGGUGGGUGGAGACGGGCCAGAUUUUUAACUCCCCUAGUGCCUGGGCAACACACUGCAAACGUCUGGUCAACCCAGCUAAGAAGUCUGGCUGUGGCUGGGCCUCUGUACGCUACCGGGGACAGAAGCUGGUCCAGUACAAAACCACCUGGCUGCACAAGUACCAACCCAGCGCAGACAUGAGCCUGGUGAGCGAGGAGGAUGAUGAUGAGGAUGAAGAGGAAGGGAAGACAGCUGUGCAGGCAGAUGAGAAGAACAAGAACAGCAAACCUGGAUUAAAUGACCUAAUGGUUUCACGGAGAACUGACAGAGAGAGAAUUCCUGUCAGAUAUUGCACCUUGGGCACCAGGGAUGCUGCCAGAGAUCCACACACACUCGUGGAGCUGUCGGCCUUCUCAGCCAUCAACAGAUUCCAGCCUUUUAAUGUAGCCGUGUCCAGUAAUGUCCUGCUGCUAAUGGACUUCCACUGUCACCUCACUACCAGUGAGGUGGUGGGAUACCUCGGAGGACGGUGGGAUACAAAUACGCAACUGUUGACAGUCUUAAGGGCUUUCCCCUGUCGGACCAGGCUGGCAGACAGAGACUCUGCUUCAGCUGUUGAGGAGGAGAUCUGCCAGAACCUGUUCAUGCGCGGGCUGUCGUUGGUGGGCUGGUACCACAGUCACCCGCGCGGUCCGGCUCUGCCGUCGCUGCAGGACAUCGACUCCCAGAUGGACCAUCAGCUGAGGCUGCAGGGUUCGAACAACGGCUUCCAGCCCUGUCUGGGCAUCAUCUGUGGACCGUAUUAUCACGGGAAUCAAGGGGUGGCGUCCACAAUAACCCCAUUCUGGGUCGUACCACCGCCUGAGCAACGGCCUAAUGACCACGGUAUCCCGGUGGCUGUAGAGGUAACCUACGUACAGGACAACUUUCUCACCAGUGAUGUUCUCAAUGAGAUGAUGCUGCUGGUCGACUACUACAGGACAGCUCCAGACAUCGUCCAGUUCACCCAGUAUUGGUGUCCUGAUACGACCAUGAUGGACAAGAUCAAGGGCUCUCUGAGUUGCCACGCUCCCAAAGAUCAGGCCUACUCUCAGAUCUUAGAGCAUGUGUACAGUCAGCUGAUGAACAUCCACUGAGUGGAUUUGCUGUGCGUGUGGACCGUGCCCUCCCAUCUUAAGUCGUUCCAUUUAAAAAAACAAAAAACAUUUUGUGUAGCGCUGACAGGACGGGAGUGACAGAUUUACAAUGUAAGAACCUGCUUGAAAAACAUUUAGAUGCCUUGAACUCUCUCAUCCUCGAUAAAUAAAUAGAAGCAUUUCAUGGACCAGAAUUAGACAGGCAUCUUACCGUUUUCCACAUGGACCUAUGUGCCUAUCUGUGCCAGUAUCCGGUGGUAUGAGCAGAUAUUGCCAGAUAUGUACAACGUGAACAUUUAAUGUGUUUUAAUUGCCUUGAUAGACCUAACCAAUGGAGCAGCGGUUGGGAAAACAGUGAAAAUUAGUCGUGCAAAAUAUUAGCAAAGUAUGCAAGUGUGUCUUGGUUUGACCUGAACUGUUCUCUGUGAUAGGUUUUGUGACUGUUGGUGUUCCUCAAGUCAAAUUGGACGGUCGCAAUGUGGUGCAAGUAAUUCCAUUGUGCUAACCAAUUUUUUUUAUGAACCUUUGUGUGUGUGUGUGUGUGCGUGUGUGUGUGCGUGUGCGUGUGUGUCUAUUGUCCCCCUGUCAGAUUAUGUGAGACAUGAGUCCUGUUGGUUAGGACAGAUAUGUGCUUCCUCUUAACCUGUACUGUAUUUACUACUAACUGUGGAUUGUGUGAUGUCCAUGUAUGAAGACAGAGCAAUGCCUUAAGCCUGCUGAUGAUCCACGAAGCAUUAAAAUAUACACACUGGAACUAUUUAAAACACCA